Suillus discolor is the source of this 1094-nucleotide messenger RNA. RefSeq lists its product as uncharacterized. The transcript has a single exon. The coding region runs from base 341 to 892 and encodes 183 amino acids. The record is from RefSeq and is a predicted model, not a curated record. NCBI's taxonomy places the organism in Eukaryota, Fungi, Basidiomycota, Agaricomycetes, Boletales, Suillaceae.
ACCGUACUCUGAGAGGCUGGAACGCAAAGUAAGUGCUGCUCUAUUUUCUUUUUGUUGACAAAUUUAGAGCAGUUCCGGCCUUCACACUGGAAAAGCCGCUACCUCACUUAUGUUAGCUUUAUCAGGCUGCCGAAGAUUUUGGAUUGUGUUAUUCAAGCUCUUACAUCGGCUCCGAGUGAGUCUUUUGCAGCAAAACGCCUGGGUUGGGUGCACCUCGCUUGUCAUGACCCGUGCAUUCCUACAAUUUCCAUUUCGUCAUGGGAGACACCUGUGACCUGUCACGUUGCUUAAUAUCGUAGAGAAAGACAUUUCGACGCCGAGUUCGCGUUUCUUGUCGGCGAUGAGAAGACGCCCGACGAAGUCAUCUACCUCGCAGUUGGCCUGUAGUUUUCUGGGUUCAAGAGCGUCAUUGGGUGGUCGACGACGCUGUUGCAAAACGCCUCGUGGAAGCUUUCUACCGGAACAUGUUCGAGGAUGGUGGUGUCAUGGAUUAUACGAAGGCGGCACGGGCGCUCAGCGCUCAGGACUCAACUACGGUACGAAGAGGAAGGCGCCGCUCGAGCAGGAGAUUGAUUUCAUUCAUAUUGGGGGUAUUUCCUUCCAUUUGGUACAAGUCGCUGAUCUUGGUUUUCAUCCCGCCGGUCGUCCUUGUUGUAGGACUCGCUUGAUGCCGCAUUGCGUCCUUUAUCGAUCGCAUGUAUGGUACCAUCAUAUACGAAGAGUCUUUGCGACUUCAAAGCUUUAUAAAUUCAUCACCCAAGUUAUUUCAAGUAUGGUCUUCAUACACUGCGUAGGGAGAACACGCCUCGCUCUACCGCUCAAGAGACUCGCCCAGCACUUUAAGCUAUACAUGGUUGGCGCGCGCCCAAACUCAAAUGCUUGGCAUCAUUGAAGGUGUACAAAACUCUACCUACAGGAGGAUCGACGUUGACGAGUAAAACAUUUUGCUGCUCACAGAUGUACAUCGAAGAAUGUCAGCGUAAGCAAGGAAUGUCAGGAUGCACGGAGAUCUUCAGCAAGAGACAGAAACUAGCGCUUCAUUUCCUUCUUAUCUUGUACCGAGAUACAUUCAUCCUUCUCACUCGAAAGCAUUU